GCAGGGCCCCGCGGGGACGAUGCUGGCGGCGGCGCGGAGGGCACUGUGCGGGGUGUCCGCCCGGCGCGGCCCCGCGGGGCUCCUCCUGCCGCCCCGACCCGCCUGGCGCGGCCGGGCCCGCGGGGAGGAGGGCGGCAGCGGCACCGGCGGCGGCACCGGCUUCUCCGUGCGGCGGGUGGCCCGGCCGACCGGGGGGGCCCUGGGCUUGCUGGGAGCCUUCUCCCUCUUCCCCAGGGAUGACGAGGACGGCGAGGACGCCAUUAUCCUCCUGCUGAAGAGAGCCAAGCUCAGCAUCAUGAAGGGUGAGCUGGGAGAGGCCGACCGGAUUCUGCACCAAGCCCUGCAGCUGUCGCACCAGGCAGAUAACAAGAAAGCCAUCAUCUACACCUACAGCAUGAUGGCAAACGUGGCCUUUAUGCAGGGACAGCUGGACAAUGCAGAAAAGCUCUACAAAGCGAGUAUGAGCUAUAUGCUUGCUGGGGACACGAAGGAGGAUGACAAUGCAAUCCUUGAGAUGUCCCUCAAGCUGGCCAGUAUCUAUGCUGCUCAGAAACAGCACAAAUUAGCCCUGGCUGGCUACGAGUUCUGCAUCCUGACCUUAGAGGAGAAGAUUGCCAAGCAAAAGGACUUGCCUGAAGAUGUCUUACCAGCCGAAGAAAAGGCCAACACCCGUCUCUUGCUUGGGAUGAGCCUGGACUCCUACGCUCGCUAUCUCAUAAACAUUAACCAGCUCCCAGUGGCCCAAAAAAUGUACGAGAAGGCUCUGAAGAUCUCACACGAUGUUCAGGGAGAGACUCAUCCACAGACUGUGGUGUUGAUGAAUGACUUGGCCACUGUACUGGAUGCUCAAGGACGCUACGACGAGGCAUACUCCUAUGUGAAGAGGGCGGCUGAGCUGGCAAAGGAGACCCAGCACCCUGAGGAACACAUGGUGCUGAAUAACCUGGCAGCAAUUCUGAUGCACAAAGAAGACUUCCUGCAAGCAAAACAAGUGUACAAAGCAGCUCUGAAGCAGGCACAACAGAAGGGAGAUACUGCUUCUGUCCAGCAUAUCCAGGAAGAACUAGCUGAGCUGGCCAAGAGGAGAAAGGGCUCCAAAUAAGCUCAGCUGUGGAGCCCUGCCUUGAGGGGGCUGACAGCAGCAAGGGCUGGUCCAUACACGCAGCUGGGACCAGGCUGGUGCAGUUCUCCGGGAAGCAGCGGUGAGGAGUUUAAGGACUGCUUAAUGGAAGGGCUGCUGUUGCCUAACAGCUUAGCCCAAAAUAAAGUUGUGAGAUCUUAACUCUGAACCUGUGGUGUAGUCUGUCACUGUGCUGGUGCUUUAACUUAGUCUUGGCUGCCAGCAAAGUGUAAGCCGAGCCUGGUAUUAAUACUUGCACAGAAGUCAAGGAACAGUCACUUGCUACUCCUGACUGUUCACAAAUGUAUUCCAUUUCAAAACACAGCGCUACUAAAGCUACGUCCUGAAAAAGAGAACAGGCAGGAAUAGUUUUGCUCUUUACUUCUGUUAGUGCUACAGCUCAGUGUGGUUUAUCUUCAGCAGAACCUUUCCCAAACUGUGCCUGUACUGUGACAGAGCGGUAGCUCCGUGUCCUUUUCAAACAGGUUACCUGAGGAUCAAGUGUGUUUCUUCAAAGCAUUUAGCACCCAAAGAUAGAAUGUGCCCUCUCAGAGGGGUAGGACUGCUACCAAAACAGAGCUGUUGUCAAAAAUAAAACACACACACUGCCACCUUACCCCAGUCAAGAGCACACUAAGUGCCAAAGCUGUCCUCUCCUGGGGAGGUCAGUGCUAGAAUGCCGAGGCUCCCUGCUGGAAAAGAUCGUGUGUAUAAACUAUCUCGGUUGUAGCUGCGCACCUGCAUCUGAAUCAAGUAGGAACAGUCUGCUCAUACAGCAGAAUUUUUCAGUUCUGCCCUGCAAGGAAGCCUAACGUUAAAGACAAAGGAGAAUUAAACCAGAAAUUCUAUCAGUUCUGCUGUCCUAGCAAAGUACAAACUGUAAUUCUGUCACUAACCAAGCAUUAUUUUAACCUCUCACUUGUAAGAGCUUCAGCUGGUUAGUAUUAGGUUGGUGCAAAAGUAAUUGCUGGUUUUGUUGUAAACUUUGGUUCUUAUUUUUGAUUAAACUUUUAACUGUGAUCAUUUACUACACCAUUUUAAAGAAUGAAGUUUGCUCUAUUUACGCUAAAGGUUUUGGUUUCACUGUUUAUGCUUUUUUAUAUUAUGCUGUCAAAUUAAAGAUG
Messenger RNA from Cuculus canorus (common cuckoo), 2244 nucleotides. RefSeq names its product tetratricopeptide repeat domain 19 (gene TTC19). The record is from RefSeq and is a predicted model, not a curated record. Bases 20 to 1102 code for a protein of 360 amino acids. The transcript has 10 exons. Gene Ontology annotation, cellular component: mitochondrial inner membrane. NCBI's taxonomy places the organism in Eukaryota, Metazoa, Chordata, Aves, Cuculiformes, Cuculidae. Gene Ontology annotation, molecular function: protein binding. Gene Ontology annotation, biological process: mitochondrial respiratory chain complex III assembly.